Phycomyces blakesleeanus NRRL 1555(-) is the source of this 558-nucleotide messenger RNA. RefSeq lists its product as hypothetical. The coding region runs from base 1 to 558 and encodes 185 amino acids. The record is from RefSeq and is a predicted model, not a curated record. Gene Ontology annotation, cellular component: endoplasmic reticulum palmitoyltransferase complex; extrinsic component of endoplasmic reticulum membrane. NCBI's taxonomy places the organism in Eukaryota, Fungi, Mucoromycota, Mucoromycetes, Mucorales, Phycomycetaceae. The transcript is spliced from 6 exons. Gene Ontology annotation, biological process: protein targeting to membrane; peptidyl-L-cysteine S-palmitoylation.
AUGGACCCUUUAUUCUUUCAAGGAAUAAACACAGGCAUAGGCACAGGCAUAGGCACAGGCACAAUGGCGACUACAAUGGCACCCACACAAUCAUCGCAGACACAGUCCUCUCAGGCACAGUCUUCUCAGGCACAACCUCAGACAACAGCUUAUCUCGAGCAAGUUAUUCGUCUAUCAGAGCGAGUCCCAACGGGUGCAGUUCGUGUCGAACGGGAUUAUUCAAAAGGCGAUGGCAUUACACAAUUUGAUACCACUCUUCCAACAGAGCUUGAAGGACAAAUUGAACCCGAGCUAUUUGAAGAAACUAUUAAAGAAGUGAACAAGAUCUUAUCAGAGGCAGAAAAAAUUUCGGUUUUCAGUAUAUUGGAGAAUGUAAUGGAGUGCCUGACUAUAUACACAUGGCCGCUAUUGUUUUCUACAAAAUACCAAAAAUCAUUAAAUCGCCUACAGGCCUUUCUACUGACCGAGAAUCAAACGGUGUAUCAUCCAAGAGACCUUUCUAUUGCAAAUCCAGUUCCUUGUGCAUUCUUGUUUCUUGAGAUCAAAACCUUUGGCUGA